CACCUCCUCCCCCCACAACCCGUAGUGACUUCCUGGCGGCAGCGAAAGCCCUGGUGCCCAACUGCGAGGCCGGAGGGUACUUGAAGCUGGUCAGGAAGCUGCAGGCUCUCGCCCGAGGCCACACGGGAAGACCGCUGGACUACAGGGCCGUCGCGCUCGUCGAGGCCAUUUCCUUCUGCAGAUACGGAUCCGCAGAAAACCCUCCGCCUUUGGCUGUGAACAUCUUCCUUGGGGGCGGCCCGGCGGAGCUCGACACACCGGACACCUGGCCCGGCAUGAGUUAUCCAGGCCUGUUUCUGCACGACAACACCUCCUCUCCUGAAAGACAGCCAGCUGUCGGCACACCUGAUGGCGCAGUGCCACCUGUUGCCUCGCCGAGCGGGGCGGUGCCACCUGUGGAUGCUCCGGAGGGUGCGCGCCCACCUGUUGCUUUCCCAGGUGUGACGCUGCAGCCAGGAAUCUUACCGGCAGGAGACUUGCCGCUGGAGGACGAAGGGCCUGCUCUGCCUGACUCCGGAGGGGCAUUCCCUCCUUUUGACACUCCAGAAGGUCCAGUUCCAUCGUCAGACGGCACUGAAGGGCCAGUGCAGCUAGAAGACGCCGCGGAGGGAGCACCAGCGGCCAUGGAUGGCGACCUGCUUCCAGCAGUCGUGGGAGGCGAGGGCGGUGCCAGCCCGGAAGGGCCGAUUCCCGUCACGGAAGCCAAUGAUCGCAACAGGUUCUUUUGCGGAGGCGCCCUCGUCACGCCCAGACACAUCCUCACCGCCGCCCACUGCGUCGCUACUCGAAGGCCCGACGUCAUCCGCUUGGGUGAGAGGGACUUCAUGCGGACUACUGAGUCACAAGCCUUCGACUACCCCGUCCAGAGAGUCAUCAUUCACCCGGAAUAUAGCUUUAUCAGCAACUACUAUGACAUCGCUGUGAUCGAGCUGCGAGACAAGGUCGAGUUCAACUCCGCCGUGCAGCCCUACUGCCUGCCCGCCGCGCCAGAGGCCUUGGAGGGCGUCACCUGCACGGUUUCGGGCUGGGGGUCGCGGCCGAACGAAUUCGCCUCGACGCUGCUGGUGAGCCUGGACGUUGAGGUGAAGAGCCUCGCGGAGUGCAACGACCUCUACUCCGCGGCGGAGGACGUUUUCCAGAUCAAAUACCCGCAGGGGCUGGACGCCACUCUGCUCUGCGCCGGCGGCGGCCCCGGCAACGACGUGUGCAGGGGAGACUCAGGCGGGCCGCUGGUGCUGGACGAGAGCGGCCGCGAGACGGAGGUGGGCGUGGUGAGCGCGGGGCUGGGCUGCGGCGACCCUCGGUUCCCCGGCAUCUACACCCGCGUCGACGCCUUCCUCGACUGGCUGGACCGCACGGUGUACGGUGUGUGCGCCCGCGCGGAGUUCGCUCUCCGAGCUGGAGCGGACGCGGCGAGCGGCGCGGAGAACGGAGCCAACCCGGCUCGCUGACCAGAGAUGUCAAUGCGCGCGUGUGUGUGUUUAUACACUCUAUUUUUCUCAUCAUCUAUUUAUUUAAUCAUGAUUAUAUUCAUUACCACUUUUACAAGUCAAUGGAGAGACAUUAUCACCAGUACCAAUACAUACAUAAAUUUCACUGCCAUGUUA
Penaeus indicus is the source of this 1607-nucleotide messenger RNA. RefSeq names its product transmembrane protease serine 9-like. Gene Ontology annotation, biological process: proteolysis. Gene Ontology annotation, molecular function: serine-type endopeptidase activity. Bases 276 to 1451 code for a protein of 391 amino acids. The transcript has 7 exons. The record is from RefSeq and is a predicted model, not a curated record. NCBI's taxonomy places the organism in Eukaryota, Metazoa, Arthropoda, Malacostraca, Decapoda, Penaeidae.